CGGAAAAUGUGAUCAAUUUUCUCGGAAAAUACGGCCCGAUAACUUAGAAUAUCGAUGUUUAAUAGGGGCGAUAGACCGAGAACAAAAUCGCCGCUCGAUAUCGAAGUACUAGGGAGCCCGAUUGAUCCAGACACCUUUUGACAUCGAUUUCAACUUGUUUUAGGCUCGAAGUGACAAAACAUCUUAAAAAUUUUUUGAGUUCAGUUAAGUUCUCCCCAGCGAUUUUUCAAGCUUGUGUAAGAUGUUUACAGUGGAUGCCGGUGCAGAAUCAGUAGUACCAAACGAGACUCCAGUAAAUAGCCACUCCCUUGUGUUCAGGCUGCUCGCGGCCCAUGAGUGAAUACCAAAAGUUGCGCGUCACCGAAUCCUAUCGAAUCCUGGCCAUCCUGCCCAGUUCUGCAGUACAAACACCCCGAAUCAAGGGCUGCCUACAUCGCCCUAAACUUAUCCGCCUAAGAGCUCACGCCCACGACUGUGAAUUAAAGUUAGGAUCAAGCUAUCUCAUUACUGGCUACUUCACUGGAUCGUCGACCACCUAUCAACUGGAAGCAUGCCAUCUAAGAGGCAUCUAGAGAAGAGAGGCCGUCGUCGCCGCAAUGCCGUUCAGCUCAAUGAUUUCUUGCGCGGCGAUGACGAGCAGCUCCAAGAAACAACACCUUCUUCUAAUCAGUCCCAGUUCCAUAGCAAUGAAUCCAAUGGAAACGCUCAUAAUGCAAGCUCCAUAGGCACCAUUCCAUUGAGCGGCCUUGUCGAGAGCGAUGUGACUCCUGUUGUGACCACACAACAGAGCGAAGAUCAGGAGAAGGCAUCUCCUCCAGUGCAGCAACAUGCUUUAAAACCAACUAUCAACGUCUGGCUCUCGGCUGUGGAAAACACCCAGCCCGAGGCCAACUAUAACGUGGAUGCUGAGGAGUAUCCGGAUUUGGGAAAGCGUUCGAAGAGAUGUAAGCAACCGACGCCGCCCUUGACAAAUUCAAAUGAUGGUGGAGUCAUCUCUUCGCCAAAUAUUGCUCAGCGCCUUCGAGGACGUCGCUACCGCAUAAUCGAUCCGCCAGUUCUGGCCAACUUCCUGCCGGAAGCCGUACUUCCGUCAGUGGCCAGCAACAAGCAGCAAACUGUAGCCAAGAGGGUGGCUUUAGUGCGUCCUGGUGACAACGAUCAGACACUUGAUUCUACUACAAGCAAGAUUAGUCUGCUGAAAAGGGAUUCUGCCCAGCCGCACGAGCGAAAUGAUGGUCAUUCCCCUCAGAAGGAGAGGAAAAAUCUACCCAAAACUAAAGAGCACAAUACUCCUGUUGCUUCCUUAGAGCAACAGAAAGCUAUUGAUACUACCAAUCAGCAGCAGCAAAAGACUCCCAACAAAGUCCAACAGCAGCAGGGAAAGGGUUCAGCCAGUCCUUCACUAAAGCAACAGAAAAGUCCUACAAAUUCUAUUUGGGAGCAGCCGAGGAGCUCGGAAAAUGCUGGCCUGCAGAAGCAGAAAAGUCAAGGAAAGUCUUCCCAACAGCAGCAAGUCAGCAAGAAGCCUGCUGGUUAUCCAGUUCAGCAACAGCAGAAGAGUCCUGGACCUAGUUCUCAGCGACAGCAGCAGAAUCAGCAGCAAAAGUCUCCUAGCAAACUUUCUCAGGGACAGCAGAAAAACCCUGUGGGUCCAGCCAAGCAGCAGCACCAGCAGCAGAAGACUCUUGGCAAUCCUUUGGAGCAGCAGAAGACUCCCGGCAACCCUUUGGAGCAGCAGCAUAAGUCUUCUGGCAAGCCUUUGGAGCAGCAGCAAACGAAGUCUUCUGUCAAUCCUUUGCAACAGCAGCAAAAGACUUCAGGGAUUCCAUUGCAGCAGCAGCAGCAGAAGACGUCUGGCAAUAUAUUGCACCAGCAGCCGACAUCUUCUGGCAAUCUUUUGCAGCAACAGCCUAAGUCUCCUCGCGAUUCCAUGCAGCAACAGCCAAAGUCUCCUUUGCAGCAGCCACAGCAGUCUACUGGCAAUCAAAUACAACAGCAGCAGAAGUCUUCUGGCAAUCAUUUGCAGCAGCCACAGAAGUCUACUAGCAAUCACAUGCAACAACAGCCGACGUCUUCUGGCCAUAAAUUGAAGCAACAGCCGAAGUCACCUCGCAAUCCCAUGCAGCAACAGCCGAAAUCUCCUCGCAAUCCUUUACAGCAGCCUCAGAAGUCUACAGGCAAUCACAUGCAAGAGCAGCCGACGACUUCUGGCAAUCAUUUGCACCAGCAGCCAAAGUCUGGUUUACAGCAGCGUCAGAAGAGUCCUGCAAAGUCAUUGCAACAGCAACAGAAAGGUCCUGGAAGUUCUGCCCAGCAGCAACAUCAGAGGAGUCCUGUCAGGCAGCAGCAACAGCAGCAACCAAAGAGUUCCGGCAAUACCAUCCGCCAGCAACCAAAGAGUCCUGCAAAGACACCACGUGAUGACGAAAACGUUGCUUCGAUACCAGUCCCCGUCUUCACCGAUCAGCCCAUCCAGCAGCAAACUCCAUUUCCGGGUAGCAACAGCGCCGGUUAUGAGGACGACGACGUGAUACCGCCGACACCGAUGUACCAAAGUCAAAGACUCAUGUCGUGGAGAUUUCCGCGCAGCAACAAUAACCUACGGUUGGUCCGCAGCCUUCAGUCGAUGAGUCAACAGUUUAUGCAGUCCUCGCCGGAGGAAUCGCAGGAGGACCAGGCAGUGCCGCGCCAGCUGCAGACAUAUGUGCAGCAGCAGAUGAGCCCGCAGCAGGUCAAGCGCCUGCCAGGAAACCAGCCACUCCGUCACAUCCGACAGUUAGCCAUGCGCAGCAGCUUGAACUGCAACGCUCAGGAGUUCCGGCCAAGGGAGCAUCGUGUGGCCGGUGGAUCGAAUCAGCAGUCGCAAAUGGCCUUGGGAGGGCCAGGAGAAAGGGAGGAAGUACAACGACGACAACGUCGCCCGUCCAGAAUGAGCGUAAGUUGUAGUGCACAUAAGAAUCCUGUUGUAAACAUUUUCCCUUCGAAACGACAGAGAAGACGCCGUCGCCAGCGAUUUCUGCGUUCCUUGCAUAAUAAUUCAUCGCAUCUGUUGCCCACGCGCACACCGAGUGUUGGACUGCUGCCCACACCCAUGAUUCAGCCCAGGUGCAACUGCAGUGCGCCGCCUUUGGCCCCAGUUUACCAUUAUGCUCCUGCAACUGCAACGCAACAGCAAACUCUAAUGCAACCCCAAACGCAAUCGCUGCCGCAACCUGUUAUUCAAACCCUUCCACAAUCCAUCCCGCAAUCCCAACUCCAAUACCAGCCCCAGUCGCAACUACAACUAAUGCCCCAAGCGCAGGUCGAAGUACAACCAUCAGGCAGCGUACCAAUCCAAGUCAUGGUACCACCAGAAACGAUCAAGGUAAAUGCCGGCAGCAAUCCGCCGCCCUUAAUUUUCUACAAUCCCCAGUCGGGGAAUAUUUGGGGCCACCCGACACCACAGCUUCCCAUCGAAAUACAGAGCAGGAAUGCCAGCCAGUCGGUUUUUCGGCUUGCCAGCCUCCCUUGCACUGGUGUGGGCACCCCCAAUACGGAUUUCUUUACGGGAUGGUCCACCCCCAGCCCGCCCCACCACAGCCCGAGCUGCCUACCGUCCAGUAUUUCCGGCCCGAGCCAGUUGCAGUGGUCCCAUACCCUCAGUUCGCCCCCGCUGGUGGAGGACCAGCAGCAGCUGCAGGAGGAGCCGCUAGAUUCGAGUAUCUACCAGGACGAGGACCUUAUGUACACCAGGCCCCUAUUGGAUAUGGACCGAGAGGAUACCCAGUCGGAGGAGGGAGAGGAAGAGGAGGAGUACCAGGCGUACCAGGAUCUCCAGGAAUGGGAGUACGGAUCGGGGUGUCAGUCGGAGUCGGAGUUACAGGCCUCUCAGCCGCCGCUCGUCGACGGGCCUCACGGCAAUCCAAACGCCGUCGUCGUUGAGGACACAGGAGCACCGUUUGAGCGUCACCAGAUAUUCCGUGCCCCAUCACAGCAAGGUCAGGAGUAUCCCAAGCCAGAUUUGAACUGCGUGCCGUCCAGCAUUAAGAAGCUAUAUCACCUGAUUUCAUCGCAAUAUUCCGACUACUCAUUUGUCUACGCACUGAGUGCUCAGCUCAGCCAAGAUUGCGUGCCCAUGGAUUGCUACGUUUACCUGAAGAUGGUGCUGCUGGCCAGCAUUGUUUCGAUUGAAACCGAGGAGGUACGGGCUCCGAUUGCGCUGUGCAUCAUCGCCACCGACAGCCUAAUUGCUAAUCACCUCAUGAACAAAGUGGGCCAACUGGCUCCACGUUUCCUAGGGCCACACGACUAUGGUUUGCACCCGACCUUCAGUGCCCUGCCCACGCGUUUCAACUGGGUGGUGGCCUGUCCCUUGCUGAUGGCCCAGCAGGGUGUUUAUUAUGUGGGGGACUGGUCUCGCCUCACCAAGGAUCAGGGAUGCCAGCUGGAGAAGUGCAUUGAAAACGGAGCAGUGCCAGUGCCUCAGCUGCAAAUUGAUCAGCCCUUGGAAGCAGCCGUCUGGACGCAGUGGCAGCCGGAUAACUCCAGCAAUCAGACCCAAGUCCUCUCCAAAUUGUGCCCAAUAUUCGGGCUGCCCAUUUACAUGGGUGAUCAUGCCAGCGAGAGCCUGUGGAACUUAAUAAUCCACCAGCACAGCGCAGAGGGACAACAUACUGUAAACGAUGGCUUAAACAUUCACGAGGAGGACAUGCGUAUGCUUAUCCAUCUGUUGCACCAGCGCAAAACCACCUUCAGCGAUGGAGCCCAGCAGAUGCUGCAAAAGUACUAUGUGAUCUCCAGGAAAGAGCGACCAACUGUCUUCUCCAGCAAGACGUACAUUGUGCUUAAGCAAUUCGCUGAAUCAUUUGCCAAACUGGCCCUCCGACUGGAGGUCCUUGAAUCCGACGUUUGUGUGGCGAUCUUCCACUGCGAGCACUUUGUGCAGCGUGUUUUCGGGACCAACGAGCAUCUUGCUCCGCCGGCGGUGAUCACCUUCAAUGUGAUCGCCCGCAUCGAUCCGUACAUGAACGAGUUCGCACGCUGGCUGCUUCAGUAUCUGGAUCGCUACGAGGACGAGGACCUGGGAAUACAGCCGGACAAGCGGCGACGCACCGAUAGCUGGGACAUGCCCUAAGCAGUUGGAGGAAAAUGCUAUACUCUUUAGUACUACUUGUAGAUUUAUGACCUGUGCUCACUGAAACAUUUUGAAUACUGUUUUGUAGAUUUAUACACAUGAAUUUACAACAUUUGUGUUUGUAAACAAAAUCGGCCCUGGGCCCAGACAAUACUACCUCGAAUGUAUUCACUAUUUACGUAAAACGAACUGCCUGAAACGUUCUCAAGCAACGUCAAAAUUUAUAAACAUCAAUUUUCCACACCUUUCCACUUGAUUCAUUCGGUAUAUGUUUUGUGUAUAUCGCCUAGCGAUCGCGGAUAGCUCUUAAAGUUCUGUGCGCGAUAAUCAAAAGCCAUCGUUUGAAUAUUCUUGUAUCGGUCUGUUAAUCGCUAUUAUUCAUCCCAUUUUUUUUUGUCAUCUUUCGGAAAACUUGAAAAACACUUCAAAAUUAUAUUUGGUAUAAAUAUGUAAAUUAAAUGUGUGGCCAAGAGAAUACAUUCUUUUUAUUAAUAGAUCUAUAUAUUAGUAAUGUGAUAACGGAGAAUGUUUCUCUGAAAAAAUGCAAACCUGAUAUUAGCUUUAAUACAAGCUGUGAAUAGUUGUUAAAGCCCUUCUAUUUGUAAAGGGCUACAAAAUUUUUUUGGAAAAAUAUUUAAAUUAAAUGUGUAACCAAGAGUAUACAUAGACCCUAGAUAUUAUAUAAUGUGAUAACGGAGAAUAUUUCUCAGGAUAUAUUAGAACCUGAUAUUAACUUGCUGUGAAUAGUUCUUAAAUUUUUUUUUUAUAUAUCUAUAGAUUUAAGUUCUUUAAAAAAGGAAAGAAUGGACUGCCUUGUGGAAAAUAUUAUUAAUUUAAAAAAUAGCACACACAGAUAUUGGUUUAAAACAAUAUAACAAAAUCAUUUAUUUUUUUUGACAAAAUGGCUUUUUACUUCAUAAAGUCUUUUGAAUAGUUUCUCGCUUUUUCUAUUAAUAUUUAGUUAUGUAAUUUUUUAAUUGGUUUAAUCAGUCUAACUUUUUUAGUGUACUUUAAAU
Drosophila suzukii is the source of this 6129-nucleotide messenger RNA. RefSeq lists its product as uncharacterized. The record is from RefSeq and is a predicted model, not a curated record. Lineage: Eukaryota; Metazoa; Arthropoda; Insecta; Diptera; Drosophilidae.